ACCAGCUCGCCACAGAAAAACAAUGGCGACUGCCGUGGAGAACAUCGUUAAAGUUCUUGGAGAGCAGUACUAUAAAGAUGCUUUGGAACAGUGUCACAGUUAUAAUGCCCGGCUGUGCGCAGAGAGAAGUAUCCUCAUGCCCUUCCUGGACUCCCAGACUGGAGUGGCUCAAAGCAACUGCUACAUCUGGAUGGAGAAGAGACACAGGAGUGCAGGUACUGCACCAGGACAACUGUACACAUAUCCAGCCCGCCGUUGGAGGAAGAAAAGAAGAGCUCAUCCACCAGAGGAUCCUGCUUUGGUUUUUUCUCCACUCAAAGCUGCUGAGCUCGAUUUGGGAGUGAAGAAAGAUGUCUUGGGCCCAUUAGAUGGUAGUAGUCUGGAAGCCUUACUGAAAGGAGAGACCCUGGAUAAAAGGGCGCCUACAGAGCUCAGGCCACCAGAGGAAGAAACCAGUCUGGGUGAGAUCACGGGAACCAGUGCGGCCAGCAGCCACAGUGGCUCCACACGUGUCAGAAAGAGAAUCCUUGAGCCAGAAGACUACUUGGAUGAUCUGGAUGAUGAAGAUUUUGAGGAAGAGACUCCAAAAAGACGAGGAAAAGGAAAGUCGAAGAGUCGAGGAGUUGGAAAUGGAAAGAAGAAAUUGGAAGCCGCUGCAGCUGCCCAAGAAGAUCGGGACAAACCAUAUUCUUGUGACAUCUGUGGAAAACGCUAUAAGAACAGACCAGGGUUGAGUUACCACUACACUCACUCUCACCUGGCUGAUGAGGAAGGAGAGGACAGUAAAGAAGAACCUGAGAUUCAUACACCUGCACCACGAGAAGAAACCAAGACCCCUAAGAAAGGACCAAAUGGCCUGGCAUUGCCCAAUGACUAUUGUGACUUCUGCCUGGGUGACUCUAACAUGAAUCAGAAAACAGGCCAGUCUGAGGAGCUAGUGUCCUGCUCUGAUUGUGGACGUUCAGGACAUCCAUCAUGCCUGCAGUUCACUGCCGUGAUGAUGGCAGCUGUGAAAACUUACCGCUGGCAGUGCAUUGAGUGCAAAUGCUGCAAUGUUUGUGGCACAUCUGAGAAUGAUGACCAGCUUCUGUUCUGUGAUGACUGUGACAGAGGAUACCACAUGUACUGCCUCAGCCCUCCCAUGUCUGACCCUCCAGAAGGAAGCUGGAGUUGUCACCUGUGUCUGGAUCUUCUGAAGGACAAGGCCUCCAUUUAUCAGAGCCAGAACAGUUCAAUGGAGUGACUGAGUUACUAUGAAGAGUGCAGCUUGAAGAGAACACACCAAAACACUUUUAGACUGUCGUGAGAUUUACAGCAUGGUUGAUUUGAUUGUUGGAGGUGGAGAGACAAAUAAAUCUUUUGCCCUAACAUAGCCACUGUUUUGGGUUUAUUAUGUCAUUGUGACUUUGCAUAUCUACACAUUACAAGUAGGGUCUUGAAUGAACGGAGCACACAGAGGUGAAAGUAUGAAAUUCAAAACACUUCAUGUAUUAUUUGCAGCAUUACCAUAUUCCUUAAUGAUGACUAUAUAUAUAUAUAUAUAUAUAUAUAUAUAUAUAUAUAUAUAUAUAUAUGCUCACUCAAGACACAUUUGUUUACAAAUGGCUUAAUCCAAGGAUGUUAUUGAUUUAAAUAUUAAUUUGUAUAAGGUGUGCAUUUCUGUUUAUCUUUUGUCGUAUAUAAUUAUUUCUUGUAAGUUGUGCUUUCAGGAAGUAAUUGUGCCAAGGUCCAGAUUCAAAAACCAGAAGAUGGUGCUGUUAUUCUUAUUGUUAUUCUGUUUUUGCUGCAUUUUCUGGAUUUACUCGUUUAUUUGUUUUACUCCCUCAAAAAACACUCUCACAAGGCGGGUUAUCUUUUGUAGUAGAAUUUUGUAUAUGAGAUAAUCAGUAUCUAUUAUUGUUGACUAACCACAUUGAAUUAUUGUGAGUACUGUAUUGUUUUUGGUAUUUCAUAUCGGUUUGUAUUUUGUAUUGAAUGUAAAUGCUGUAUUUUGCUGUAUUUUUUAUUUACAUUUUUCAUAUUGGCCUUUCCAUAAUAAACAUACAUGU
Xyrauchen texanus (razorback sucker) is the source of this 2048-nucleotide messenger RNA. Its product is annotated as zinc finger protein ubi-d4-like. Gene Ontology annotation, biological process: nervous system development. The transcript is spliced from 11 exons. Bases 23 to 1243 code for a protein of 406 amino acids. Gene Ontology annotation, cellular component: nBAF complex. NCBI's taxonomy places the organism in Eukaryota, Metazoa, Chordata, Actinopteri, Cypriniformes, Catostomidae. The record is from RefSeq and is a predicted model, not a curated record.